Meriones unguiculatus (Mongolian gerbil) is the source of this 2404-nucleotide messenger RNA. RefSeq names its product post-GPI attachment to proteins 2 (gene Pgap2). NCBI's taxonomy places the organism in Eukaryota, Metazoa, Chordata, Mammalia, Rodentia, Muridae. Gene Ontology annotation, cellular component: endoplasmic reticulum membrane; Golgi membrane. The coding region runs from base 608 to 1372 and encodes 254 amino acids. Gene Ontology annotation, biological process: GPI anchor biosynthetic process. The record is from RefSeq and is a predicted model, not a curated record. The transcript has 9 exons.
CCGCGGAAGAGGGCCGGUGAGUGGCUGGAGCGGUGGGCACCAAACAGCGAGUGACGUCGUGUCGACGCCCCGCCCCUUCCUUGGAGCGCGGAGACUCGGGCUACGGGGGCUCCGGCCAAUCAGAGCGAAGGCCCGAGGAUGACAUGCUCCUUUCGUUGGAUGCUGUAAAACGGCCAUAGGGAGCAAAGUUUGAGGGAAAAGAGCCAAGGCUGGGGCAAGAUUGGCUUAAUGUUUAAGAAGCGCAAAGCUGGAGAGUUCGGUUAGAGGGUGGAAGCCUGGAUCAGGAAGUGAAAGAAAUUUGAGCCCACUGACUGUUACGUUCUUUCAACAGGUGAGGGCCUUCUGCUCAAGAUCCCCUCGGGCGCUGCGGAUGGAGGUUCGGGGAGCCUUAGAACCUCAUAGACUAGUUUUGAAUUCCAGCGCUGCCAGGGACUAGCCUGUGGCUUCCAGCCCAGGAUGGUUAGGUGACUUGUCCACGGGAGAAGGACAAGGGAGGCCUGAAAGGGAGGCCAGGCACACUGCCAAGAAGUGGACCCAGCCAUCCUUUCUGGUUGUUUCUGACACUAUCCUUGAACGACCUCCUCUUUCCUACCUGGGGCCUGACAAGAUGUACCAGGUCCCACUGACGCUGGACCGGGAUGGGACCCUAGUCCGCCUGCGCUUUACUGUGGUGGCUGUGAUCACAGUCUGCUGCCCACUUGUGGCCUUCUUCUUCUGCAUCCUGUGGUCCCUGCUCUUCCACUUCAAGGAGACAACGUCUACACACUGUGGGGUGCCCAAUUACCUGCCAUCAGUGAGCUCUGCCAUUGGUGGGGAGGUUCCCCAGCGUUACGUGUGGCGCUUCUGCAUUGGCCUGCACUCGGCACCCCGCUUCUUGGCGGCCUUCGCCUAUUGGAACCACUACCUCAGCUGUGCAUCCCCAUGUCCGGGUUACCGCCUUCUCUGCCGCCUCAACUUCGGUCUCAACGUGGUGGAGAACCUGGCUCUGCUCGUGCUCACCUACGUCUCCUCCUCCGAGGACUUCACCAUCCACGAAAAUGCUUUCAUUGUGUUUAUUGCGGCGUCCCUCGGUUACAUGCUCCUCACCUGCAUUCUCUGGCGGCUGACCAAGAAGCACACAGUAAGUCAGGAGGAUCGCAAGUCCUACAGCUGGAAACAGCGGCUCUUCAUCAUCAACUUCAUCUCCUUCUUCUCGGCGCUGGCUGUCUACUUCCGGCACAACAUGUACUGUGAGGCUGGAGUGUACACCAUCUUUGCCAUCCUGGAGUACACUGUUGUCCUAACCAACAUGGCGUUCCACAUGACGGCCUGGUGGGACUUUGGGAACAAGGAGCUGCUGAUAACCUCUCAGCCCGAGGAGAAGAGGUUCUAAACCUCUGAUGCUGGGAGGAGGCGGCCCACUGCCAGGAAACAAGACACCGCUCUGGCCUCCCUCUCCAUGUCCUCCUGGCCCUUCUCAAGCUGGGGACUGGGUGAGAAGAGCAGCAUGGGGUAUGACAAGGCUGACCCCAGCACUUCUGACUCCUCCCCAGCCCUUGCAGAGAUCUUCAGGAAGCAUCACCGUUAACUGAAAGGUCCUAAAAACUGGGCUGGCAGGAAAGCUCCACCACUUGGUGCUAAAGUCCCGAGGUCCAUGACCUUAUGUAGAGACUUCACUAGGGUUAGGAACCAGAGCGGUGGCUGGGAGCGGAGCCCACAGCCGUUUUUCUCUAGGUCCUUCAUUUGACUGGUGUCUGGUGAUCUACUGUGCCCACCCAGAGUGGCGGCAGGAGAAUCCUGCCCAGGUGUUCUGGAUGUACCCCCUUCCCCAUCAGCCCCCUGUGAUCCUGUGUGUGACUGGGAAGUAUGUUGUAUGAUUUCCAGGGGCUUUUGUCUUGGAGGUCACAAUGGAAGUAGUGCUCUGUACUUGACAGGUAACUUGUCCCAGAAAAAGCACCAAGCGUAGGAUGUGCUUUCCUUCCCACACAGAACCACUGGCUUUUUGACAUACUGGAGUAACUCCAGCACGUUGGAGGCUAAGAUGGGUGGACUGCUAAAGAUCCAUGCCGAUCUGGGUUACACAGGGAGACCUGGUCUCAAAAACGAAAUAGGAUUCCAGACAUCUUAAAGAUGCCUUUAAUCCCAGCUCAGCAGAGGCAGGCAAUUACCUGUGAGUUCCAGGCCAGCCAGGGCUAUAUAGCAAGACCUUGUCUCAGGAAAAAAAAAAAAAAAAUCAAAGAGCCCUAAAAUCACAGAUUUUUAAGACCUUCCCCUCCUUUGAUAAGAGGGAAGGGGGCAGAGGUAGAUUUCCCUACUCUAGAAUGGGUUCCCUGAUUUUCUUUCAUCUUCUCUACUGUCCCAGAUACCCAGCUUUUAUUUGUAUAUUUUAUUUCAAAGGACAAUAAAUUUUUUUUCUUUGCCAACA